UGCUUCGUGAUUCAGAUCAUCGCGCCUUUCACUGAUUUGACAACAUGGAUGCUCAAAAGGCUAUGCUCGAUGAGCUGAUGUCGCAGUACGUCGAUGUUGAUAACAAGGACUUUUGGGACGAUUCGGUUUGCAAGCAUUACUUGGUCGAAUUUUGUCCUUCAUCGCUGUUCACCAAUACCAAAUCUGAUCUAGGACCAUGCGACAAAAUUCAUAACGACAGAUUAAAGGAGAAGUACCAGAAUAGUCCAGACAAAUAUAAAUAUCCCUAUGAACAGGACUUUGUGAAAUACCUGACAUUUCUCAUCGAUGACUUGGAUAAGAAAAUCAGACGAGGCCGAGGCAGAUUAACGAUUCAAUCCAUGGACGACAAGCAUACUGAGGCCAUUAAAGGUGAAAGAGAAGAAAAACUAGUCUUGCUUGAUGUCAAAAUCAAAGAUCUUUUAGCAAAGAUUGAAGAGGCUGGAGAAGAAGGUCGUGUACAGGAAGCUACCGACUUGACCAGGGAAGUCGAACGACUCCAAGCUGAGCAUGCCAUACUGAAGGAGAAAGCAGAUAAUGCCGCACGUUCAGAUAAGAAAAUGGAAGUUUGCACAAUUUGUGGAGCAUUUCUUGUGACAGGAGAUGCGCCAGACCGUUUGGAUUCUCACUUCUCCGGUAAGCAGCAUCAAGGAUACCAAAAAAUUCGUGACACUUUAGAAAAAAUGGAGUCCACUUCACGUCAUACUGGCAGACGAGACGAUCGCAGAGGAGGCUACGACAGACGUGAUCGCAACCGCGAGAGAGAUCGCAGAGAUGGAGGUAGGGACAGAGAUCAUUCACGAUAUUCUGAUCGAGAACGAAGAGACGACUAUCGCAGGGACAAUCAUCGUCGUGGCAGCCAAGGUCCGUAUUAUGACCGAGAUGCUGACUGGGAUCGUGAAGCGGAUCGCUACAGCCGUCGACGCUACGAAGACGUGGAUCGACCACGAAGAUCACGCUCCAGAUCACGAUCGCCAAGACGAAGAGGUGACUGAUUAUUUCACAUUUAUAAAUUCAAUGCUGUAAUAAAGCACUUUUUUCUGUUUUCAAAUCG
Umbelopsis ramanniana AG is the source of this 1072-nucleotide messenger RNA. RefSeq lists its product as uncharacterized. The transcript has 8 exons. The coding region runs from base 45 to 1013 and encodes 322 amino acids. Gene Ontology annotation, cellular component: U1 snRNP; U2-type prespliceosome. The record is from RefSeq and is a predicted model, not a curated record. Gene Ontology annotation, molecular function: mRNA binding. NCBI's taxonomy places the organism in Eukaryota, Fungi, Mucoromycota, Umbelopsidomycetes, Umbelopsidales, Umbelopsidaceae. Gene Ontology annotation, biological process: mRNA splice site recognition.